Messenger RNA from Mizuhopecten yessoensis (Yesso scallop), 2279 nucleotides. RefSeq lists its product as uncharacterized. The record is from RefSeq and is a predicted model, not a curated record. The transcript is spliced from 8 exons. NCBI's taxonomy places the organism in Eukaryota, Metazoa, Mollusca, Bivalvia, Pectinida, Pectinidae. The coding region runs from base 35 to 1939 and encodes 634 amino acids. Gene Ontology annotation, biological process: receptor guanylyl cyclase signaling pathway; cGMP biosynthetic process; intracellular signal transduction. Gene Ontology annotation, molecular function: peptide receptor activity; guanylate cyclase activity.
CCCAACGGGCAGCCAGCAGUCCAAGUUAUCAAAGAUGGCUGCCCUGAGCAACUCGCAAUUGAGUGAGAGUAUCAUUGACAUGUUGAUUUUGCAGGGAGAUGGCAGCCGGUGUCAGACUGUGUGCAGAGGAAAUCCAAUAACUAAUAUUGGAAAGCGAAAGCAAAUGUUUAAGAUGCUGACAAUUGUGAUGGUUCCAAUAUUUGCUCUUCUUAGCAUAACGGCUAAUUUCUUUGACGGGACUUUGCAAACUUAUACCAAGUUGAUUGCAAUCCGCCAAGAUCUGUACCUUGGACGCGAGCUUGGAACGUUUCUCCGCUAUUUUCAGCGGGAACGGGACAUGAGUACUCUUUAUGCCAGCAGCAUCGGUCCAGAAACUAAAGGUCGUCUGCUUAACCGCUACAUUGAUACCGACAGCGCACUAAAUAAUUUGUCCUCUUGGCCAGUAAGUGCAAGCAAUCCACGACCCGAAUUUCAAACCUUGGAGGUUUUCUCUGCCUAUCUGGCCAAGCACCGAUAUGAACUAGACAUCAAAGAGCUCACAACUGCGGGCGAAAUAGCGUUCUAUUCAGACGGCAUCGAUGUUUUCAUCAAGUGGCUGUAUGAGGCAAUAUCAGUGGCGAGUUCUGAAUCGAUUUGGAAAAGCCUGGUAGCUUAUCAGGAGAUCAUCGUGACCAGCGAAAACAUCGGACGGGAGCGAGGGUAUGGAGUAACAUUUUACGCACUCGGCUAUUUCCGUAAUCGACAGGAAUACCUUAUGUUUCUUGAAAGUCAGGACAUCGCAAAUGUCACUUUUCGGUUCGCCAGACAACUCUCAGAAAUCGCCUUUAAUAUCUACGAUCAAAGUGUGAAAGACCACCCAGUUAUAUUCGAAAAUAUCAAGAACAUGCGUUUCGAGAUUCGUUCCAAUGAAACUUCCGUGGGUUAUGGAUCGCUGGAGUACGCUGACAGUUGGUUUGGAAACAUGACGUUUUAUCAGGACGUCAUUAGAGAAGUACAAACGGCUAUUGCUUCCGAAAUCGAUGUCAUUUUGGAGACAAAUUCAGCACAGAGUGUCCGCAAUAUCACCGUCUUCGCGCUCAUGUUUGGGGCUUUUCUGUUGAUAUGCCCUUUAGUCGUAUUUGGUGUAUAUUCACUUACGUCACAAAUCCAAAAAUACUCAAUAUCGAUCGCCACAAGAACACGUGCAUUGAAGCAAGAAAAGACAUGCACGGAUACGCUUCUGUACCAGAUGCUACCAAAGUCGGUCGCUGAGCGACUCAAGCGUAAUGAGGAGGUUUGCGCAGAGACGUUCCAAAACGCCACUCUUUUCUUUGGCGACAUCGUGGGGUUCACACAGAUCUCGUCCAAUAGCUCUCCACUGCAAGUUGUCAACAUGCUUAACAAGCUUUUCUCCUGCUUCGACAAGCGCAUUGAGGAACAUGAUGUAUACAAAGUGGAAACAAUUGGGGAUGCUUACAUGGUAGUAUCGGGAGUUCCUAAAUCGAAUGGGCAGAAGCAUGCUGGAGAGAUCGCCACAAUGGCCCUUGAUCUAUUAGUACAUAUUUGCAGCAUGAAAAUCCCGCACAUUCCGGGUAAAACGCUCCAGCUCCGGAUUGGAUGUCACUCAGGUUCCGUGGUCGCUGGCGUGGUGGGAACAAAGAUGCCGAGAUAUUGCCUGUUUGGGGAAAGCGUCAAUGUGGCUGCUAAAAUGGAGUCUCUCGGACGACGUAACAUGAUCCAUAUAAGUGAGACAACAUUUGACAUUCUUAACGAACUUGGAGGUUACGUGAUGGAGCUACGGACUGACGACUUGGCCAAGAAUAGUACCGACCCGGUGCUGAUGUCCUCCUUUAGAGGUACCGUGAGAACAUAUUGGUUGAUACGGAAGGAAGGGUUCUUCCUAGAUGAUGUUAACCUAUCCUCGAGGGAAAACACACCUGAUUCUGAAGAUAUUCACUGAAGUAGUCUACAUAAGUAACGGCGUGUCCGAAGAAGCACAUGGCGAUGUCUACAAUAAUAAUGACGGAGUUUAUAGAAACAAUGAUGAUGUCUACAGAAAAUAUGACGAUGUUUAGAGAAACAAUGACGAUAUCUACAGAAACAGUGACGAUGUCUAAAGUUACAAUGACGAUGUCUACAGUAACAAUGGCGAAGUCUACAGUAACAAUGACUAUGUCAAUAGGUAACAAUGACGAAGUUUUCAGAAACAAUGACGAUGUCUACAGAAACAAUGGCAAAGUUUACAGAAACAAUCUCGAUAUCUACACAAACAGUGACGAUGUCUAAAGUUACAAUGACGA